Molecule: messenger RNA, 438 nt
Organism: Asparagus officinalis (garden asparagus)
Lineage: Eukaryota; Viridiplantae; Streptophyta; Magnoliopsida; Asparagales; Asparagaceae
Exons: 2
Biological process (GO): DNA repair; telomere maintenance
Molecular function (GO): DNA helicase activity
Source: RefSeq, a predicted model, not a curated record
AUGAUGCACAGAUUUGCAUUUGAAGCAGUUGACAGAACACUAAGAGAUAUUGUGGGAAAAGAUAAUCCAAUGUUGGCAGACAAACCAUUCGGUGGCAUAACAGUGGUUCUUGGAGGUGAUUUUAGGCAAAUUCUACAUGUUAAUAUGAGGAUCCAACAUCAAUCAUCCGAUCAGCUAGGAAUGAAUGCGUCUGAAUUCAGUGAAUGGGUUCUUGAAGUUGGUAAUGGGACAUUAUCUUUCGACGAUUGUGAGAAAGAAGAGGAGUCUAAAAUUGCAAUUCCAGAGCAACUUCUACUACAACCAACAAGAGAUGCAAUAGAAGAUAUAAUUGCAUCAACAUAUCCAGAUAUUCAACAGAAUUGCUGUAAUCAAAGUUACUUGGAAGAAAGAGCAAUACUAACUCCAAGAAAUGAGACAGUUGAUAUCAUAAACAAUUGU